AUGGCUAACGAGGGGGGAGCAAGCUCCCAAGCUUUUGAUCUUAAACUUUUCACAGAAGCAAUCAAAGGCGAAUUGGGACGCAUGAUGGACCAAAAACUUGAACUGAUGCACCAACGCAUUGACAGCUUAGAGUUGUCUCAUGGAAGCUCCAAAGGCAGCCGUGGAAAGGCUUAUGCACAUGAGUCUAGCGACUCUAACUCAGACAACAACUAUGAGCAUAAGCAAAGUAGGUCCAAGCGUGAUGCUAGGCCUUCAAAUGACCACAUUCCGGGCAUAAAGAUGAAAAUUCCGCCCUUCCAAGGACGAUCAGACCCUGAUGCCUACUUAGAGUGGGAGAAGCGGAUUGAACUUGUCUUCGAUUGCAAUACUUACUCGGAGGAGCAAAAGGUCAAGUUGGCCGUGGUCGAAUUCACCGACUACGCCGUUGUGUGGUGGGAUCAACUCUCUACUAGUCGAAGGAGGAGUCGUGAACCUACCAUACAAACUUGGACGGAGCUAAGACGACUAAUGAGGAAGCGUUUCGUACCAAGUCACUACUACCGUGACUUGUACCAAAAGCUUCAAACCCUCAACCAAGGAGCACGAAGUGUCGAGGACUAUCACAAGGAAAUGGAAAUACUCAUGCUACGGGCAGACAUCAUGGAGGAUCGAGAAGCAACAAUGGCACGCUUCUUGAACGGAUUAAGGCCCGAAAUCGCUGAUCAAGUGGAGUUACACCACUAUGUGGAACUUGGGGACUUGGUGGAAAAGGCCAUCAAGAUUGAAAGGAGGAUUAAGAGGAGGGGUUCGACUCGGAGUUACUACAACUUUUCACCCUCUUAUCCCCGAACUACACCACCAAAGAAAGAGGAUAAAGGGCCGAGUAAUUCCACCCCUUCAAGACCGAGGCCGGAUAUGACUAAGUGGGAGUCUAAGGCAACGCCAAAGACUGCCAUUGAGUCGAGCAUGGGGCGAAAUCGAGAUACUAGAUGCUUCAAAUGCCAAGGCCGAGGGCAUAUUGCUAGCCAAUGCCCGAACCAACGCACUAUGAUCAUCUUACCCAAUGGCAAGGUAUGUAGUUUGAUCAUAGAUGGAGGUAGUUGUGCUAACGUCGCUAGUGCCUUGAUGGUGGAGAAACUAGCACUACCCACUCUACGACAUCCAACACCUUAUCGUUGGCAAUGGUUGAAUGAUAGUGGGGAUGUUCGUGUGACCAAGCAAGUCCAAAUACCUUUCCGAAUUGGAAAGUAUGAGGACGUGGUGUUAUGCAACGUGGUCCCUAUGCAAGCAUGUCACAUACUAUUGGGGAGACCAUGGCAAUUCGACAAGGGAGUUACAUUUGAUGGCAUUACCAAUAAAUACUCCUUCAAGCAAGGCGAGAAGAGGAUUGUGCUUGUGCCACUCACUCCUAUCCAAGUUCGUGAAGAUCAAGAAAACCUGAUCAAGGAGAGUGAGCUUGAGAAUGAGAAGAAAAAGAUAGAAAAAAUCGAGAACUCAACAGAAAAUGAUAAGGCCGAGAAAAUUGAGAGAAAAAAAGACAUAUGUAUUGUCUCUCUUUUGCAGGAUUAUGAGGAUGUCUUCCCCGAUGAGAUUCCAAAUGGACUACCACCAAUAAGGGGAAUUGAGCAUCAAAUUGACUUGGUUCCAGGUGCCCCACUUCCUAACAGACUAGCCUACAAAAUGGGACCAGAUGAGACAAAGGAGCUCCAACGCCAAAUCGAAGAGCUUCUAACAAAGGGAUGGGCACGAGAAAGCUUGAGCCCAUGUGCGGUUCCCGUCAUCUUGGUGCCUAAAAAGGAUGGAAGUUGGCGAAUGUGUACUGACUGUAGGGCCGUUAAUGCAAUAGCGGUAAAAUAUCGUCACCCUAUUCCUAGACUUGAUGAUAUGAGCUUAGAUGAGCAUGUUGAACAUGUGAAGCUUGUUCUUGAUGUACUUCGAAGGGAAAAGCUCUAUGCUAACCUUAAGAAGUGCUCCUUUUGUACUGAUCAACUUGUCUUUCUAGGCUUUGUUGUGAGUAAACAGGGAAUCAAAGUGGAUGAGGAGAAGGUUAAAGUAAUUCGAGAAUGGCCUACUCCAAGCAUGGUGGGUGAGGUACGCAGCUUCCAUGGUCUUGUUAGUUUUUAUAGACGAUUUGUUAAAGAUUUUAGUACCAUUGCUGCACCUGUAACUGCAGUAAUUAAGAAAAAUGAGCCAUUUGUGUGGGGUGAUGCUCAAGAACGUGCUUUCCAAAUACUUAAACAUCAACUCACACACGCACCACUACUUGCAUUGCCAUGCUUUGACAAGAUGUUUGAAAUAGAGUGUGAUGCAUCUCGGGUGGGUAUUGGAGCUAUCCUAAUGCAAGAGGGCAAACCAAUUGCACACUUUAGUGAAAAACUCAAUGGGGCAGCUUUGAACUAUCCCACUUAUGAUAAGGAGUUGUACUCCUUAAUCCGUGCUUUAGAAACUUGGCAACAUUACUUGAGACCAAGGGAAUUUGUCAUACACACUGACCAUGAGUCGCUUAAGCACAUUAAGUCACAACACAAGUUGAAUAAGCGUCAUGUAUUUAUGACUCUUGUGGUUCAGCAAAUCAAGGGAAACACACAGAGGUGGCUUGAUGGGACACUUUGGCGUGGCUAA
Molecule: messenger RNA, 2601 nt
Organism: Coffea eugenioides
Lineage: Eukaryota; Viridiplantae; Streptophyta; Magnoliopsida; Gentianales; Rubiaceae
Exons: 6
Coding region: 1-2601 (866 amino acids)
Molecular function (GO): nucleic acid binding; zinc ion binding
Source: RefSeq, a predicted model, not a curated record